Molecule: messenger RNA, 5520 nt
Organism: Dunckerocampus dactyliophorus (ringed pipefish)
Lineage: Eukaryota; Metazoa; Chordata; Actinopteri; Syngnathiformes; Syngnathidae
Product: protein Tob2
Exons: 2
Coding region: 368-1582 (404 amino acids)
Biological process (GO): regulation of gene expression
Cellular component (GO): cytoplasm; nucleus
Molecular function (GO): transcription corepressor activity
Source: RefSeq, a predicted model, not a curated record
ACAGUAAAGUUUCCCUGGCUCAUCCACUCAACUGUUAGCUAGAGGUUGGACACGCUAUUAAAAAGAAUAAAAAUGACGAGGUGAGGUAUUCCUCCAAGUUUUUUUCAUGGACUUGACAGUUUGAAAUCCGAAGAAGCCAAGACGUAUUCAAAGCAGGUCGAAGUCAAGCAUAAGUAGAGCUGAAAUCCCUGGCCGCUCUUCUUGAGACAUCCACAAGCACCCUGCUGUCCCUGCCAUCAAGGUGCCUUUUAACAUGGUGACAAUAAAACCACACACUGCACAGUGAGCCAGAGGAGAGUCGCGGACAUUACACGUCGCAUCACCAUCAUCUGAAAGGAUCCCAGCGCAGCGCCAGCCUGGUGCAGUCAUGCAUCUAGAGGUGAAGGUUGCCCUCAACUUCAUCGUGUCCUAUUUGUACAAUAAGCUACCUCGGCGUCGAGCUGACCUUUUCGGAGAGGAACUUGAGAGGAUUCUGGUGUCUCGCUUUGAGGGUCACUGGUACCCAGAGGACCCUCUUCGAGGUUCUGCGUUCCGCUGCCUUCACUUGGGAGCCCCCAGGGACCCUGUUGUGGAGCUGGCCGCCAAGAGAAGCGGACUGGACACAGAUGAAGUGCGUGCAAACGUCCCUGCAGAGCUCAGCGUGUGGAUCGACCCCUUUGAGGUGUCCUACCAGAUUGGAGAGAAGGGGGCGGUGAAGGUGCUGUACCUGGACGGCCCACCAGGCCUCAGCUGUGAUGGUGAGAGGCCUGAGGGGGCAAUGAGAGAGGUUAAAGGAGAAACAGAGUUGGAGGAAACUAAGAAUCUGGGCUUCAAUCCAGAUGCUCAGGUCUUUAUUCCAAUUGGAAGCCAGUCAUCUCCUUCCCUCAUGCCGUCGCUCUCCAGUUCUCCCACACCGCCGUCUGCCCAGCCUUGCCCCGGGCUCUUCAGCUACCCCACCUCCAGCUCACCCGCCGACCCCGCCGACCACUCCUCCAACACAUCCACCCCUUCUCCUCCCACCGGCGGGCUGCCCUACCUCGCCGUUCAGCAGCCCACCUCCUCCCUACCGGCCGCCCGUCCUCAACCCAUCACUUUCACGACAGCCGCUUUCGCAGCCACCAAAUUCGGUUCCACCAAGAUGAAGAAAUGCAGCGUGGCCGGCUCCUCGGCGACCUCCAACGGCGUGGUCGGUGUCCCCGCACAGAGGAUUCUCUCCCACUCUCCCACCGCCAUCUUGGCUCCGGAGCUGCUUAAGCACAAGCCGCUGUCUCUGUCCAUGCACUCGCUCGGAGGUCCCCUCCCCAGCCAGCUGUCCCCCAACGCCAAAGAGUUUGUCUACCCAGGAUCCCCGGGUCCCCUCUACUUUGAUGCUGACCCCCAGCCCAUGCAACCUCACACAAGCCCAUUCCAGCCCCCCCACACUGUCAACACCCACCCGUCUUUUGACCCUUUUUCAAGCCCUCCUCCAUCCCAGAGUGUGGGCAUCAUGGGCGCCAACGGUGAGAUCUCCUACAUGGAGAAGCCGCCAUUUGUUGAAGGUUUAGGGAGCUACAACCUGCAAUAUCCCAGCCAGUCCUUCCAGCCUGUUGUGUUGGCCAACUGAGCCUUCAUUUGUCAAGGAGCCUGCUAUAUAUUACAUUUGUCUAACAAACUAAUAGUACUACUAAUGCAAGCUAGCACUUGGUUUUUCUAGGAGAUUUCUGUCUCUCAUUAGCUCCUGAUAGGUUUUGUUUUUGUCCAGUGCUCUAGCUCAUCACAUUUUCUGGGCCAAGUUCCUCUUCUGCUUUUAUCAUUGCCAAGCUCAUUGUUAUUCAUUGGACGACAAGUAAUAAUGGACCCUGGCUGUGGUAAAGCUGCAGUUUGCACAGCACUGUCACGCAGUGGGGAAAAAAAAAAAGGAGCCAGCCAAGUGCUGCACUUUGCUCUGCAAUCUGUUCCUACAGGGGGUGGGCUCUGCUGUCUGGGCGUGCGCGUGUUGUGAUGCUGGGAUUUUGUUGCGGCUCAAUCUGGAAAGUGACAUCACAGGAGCGAAUAUUGAAAGCAGCUGGAACGCAUCCACGGCGUGUUUGGCGACAAAGUAAGAAUGUAAUUCAUCUGUCGGCGGGCAAGGUCGCAGAAACCUGAAGCUUUGCAUCUUAAGUAGACGGCGCUCACGUGCGGAUACCUGCAGUCAUGUGCACACAGGGGAUGCAAGUUUUGACAAACACACAUUUCCCAUUGUCGGUGUUGGUGUGUGUGAAGGUGAACAGGCACAGGAAGGGGAUGGGGGGGGGGUUGUAUCCAGCUGUUAAGCAGAAGAGAUUUUGAUAAAUGGCUCGGUGUGACUUUGGGGAUGUAGGAGUGCUUCUCCUCAGCUAGCAAGGCAGCAAAAGGGGUUGGCAUCCAGUGUGUGUUGACUCUGAGAGCGACAUUUUUAAAACCCACAACACGUUGCCGGUGAGCUUAAAUGGUAUUGAAGCGAAGGGCUGACAUUAUUCCUCCGUGCAGAGAGAGAGAGAGAGAGAGAGAGAGAGAGAGCAGAAAAUGGUGAAGCUCGUUCUCGUCUCCGAGUCGUCAAGUGGACAUAGAUGAAUGUUUGUUUUUGACGGCAGGCUUCUGUUGCUAUUUGAAGCGUCUUUUUUCAGGUGUGACGUGUUUAUGAUUGGUCACUUCUCCAAAGGGCACGCCCAAAUGUCCAUUUAGCACUUUAUCGCUUUAGAAUUUAACGUCCACGACCAUCUACUUCGGUUGCAAACAUACUGUCAUGAAACGUAUUGAUGGCGUGGAAAUUGACUCAGUUAUGUCCAUUGAAUGUUUUCUAGAUAUGUAUCCAUGUGUUUUUGUACCUGAAGACACUUAACUGAUGCUUACACUGGUAUUUGGUCACCCCACCCCCACCCCCACCCCCGACACCUCUUUGUAAAAUGUUAGGAUUGUGAGGAAAAUACGGAUUGUUUUUCUUCUGUGAUAAAAUAUAUUUUUGUUUUUGCAAACCAUGUUAAAAAGAAAAAAAAUGUAAAUAGAAAGUUCUUACGUUCAGAUUCUUGGUUUAGUUUCUUACAUGCCGAAGUUAUUUUUUCAGAAACGAACAUGAAUAUAUGCAAACCGAGACAAAAAAAAAUAAAGAUGUGCAGAGUCACGAAUUGAAUGUGUAUUGUACCUUGUACUGUACGUUAAGUCUAACCAGAUGGGUAGUUGCAGAAUGUUUACAUGAGGUGGAUAUCCUGUCACUGUUUCAAUCUGAAAACACUAAAUCUCCACUUACGUUCAUGUCGGUGCAUUAUCGGUCUGAUAGAUUAAAAAAAAUAAUAAUUGACAACACCAGUCAGCUCUUUAUUACCUCUUUUCCAGUCUUCAUGAUAUAGCCAUAAAACGUUCUUACAGUUCCCUCGACCUCAGUCCAGCGAAAAGACCCUGAAGGGGUUUUCUACAUCUCAUCUCCCUGAAUAGACCCACAGUAUUCAUGUCUCUACGGGAAGAUGUCUGACGGAAGGUUGUACUGUUGGUCGAUCCUGGUUGCGAUGGCCUGCACAAGCCUGACUGGGAGGGGGGGGAACCUGCAUAUUUUAUUGUGCUUGAAAGAAGCGGCUGCAGCGUGCACAUGCUCCAAAUAACACGUUUCAAAUGUGCACGUGCAGGCCAUCCUCCCAAUCGGGGUGGAAGAGAAACUAGAAUUUUGUAUUCUGAUGUCCUUUUGCUUAUAUCCACUGUUUUAUUUUGCACUUUGGAAUAUUUCAUUGUUAUAAAAGAAGUUUAUUUUCUAUGUGAAAUGGAACAUUUAAAAGAUAUACAAAUAGUUCUUUCCUUUUCUGCCUGUAUUUUUUAUUAUGUUUCCUAUUUUGUAUCUGAUCUGUACACCCUAUAGAUGUGUAAUGAGUCUUUCACGACUGAAAUGCAAUGACCUGUUUUCUCGGAACGGGGCGUUACUACAGCAGUUUCUUAUUGUAUCCGAUUUCUUUUUUAAGUUUGUAAUAAAAAGACCAGUAAAGCAUGGAAAAUAAGCUGCGUGUCUCGCCCUGUUUAUUGCAGAACAAUGCACCAUAGCAACCUCCAUGUCUAAAAAGUAGAUCGCGUGUCUGAAAUGCUCCAGUGAUGCGUCCAAAUAUGGCAGUAAACAAACUCUGGUGAUGUUUGAUCAAUUAUUCAAAGAUAAAAUUCCCGGCUGGUGAGGAGCCAGAUUGCUCACCACCCACCUCAGCCGAUAUUACCUCACAUUUCAUCAUGCAGCACAACACCCAAUCUGUUGUGUAGCGCUUUGGCCUGCUCCCAGCCUGUCUAUAGUAACGUGUAGUGACAUUAACAUGCAUGGCCGGCCUCCUCCUUGGCUCUCCUCUUCCUCCAUCUCCAUCCAUCCAUCUUCUUUGCCCCGCCUCAGCAUUUCCUCUCCCAUCCAUCCCCAAGCCCCUCCUUUUCAGGAGCCUCCAUCCUUUGUCCUUGUCCUCCCUUCGGAUUCUCAGAGCCCCUCCCUUGCAUCCUCACUUUCGUUUCUGGAUACACACAAUCUUCUUUGAAGCUGCUGCUGUUACGCAACACUGCUCCCCUGUGUGUGGAUGUGAUCAUUACGCAACAGCUCCUACUCUUCUGGAAUACUGAUGAGCAGCAGCUCUGAUGCCAGGAGGGAACAGUCGAGAGAGAGAGAGAGAGAGAGAGAGAGAGGGGGGAAGGCGUGCAGCAUCCAAACAAAAACACCUUGCGUGUAUGUGCGUGCACACGUGCAGCACACACCCACCUCUGCGAGCUGCUUGAUGACAAGUCAAGGUCAAACGCUUGCCUUUAUAUCUUGAUUUAUUUGAUAUGCAUGAUACACCAUACAGUAAGAACUAUGGCACUGCAGUGUCAUGUCAUGUAUCCAUACAUGAUCGGGACAAUACAAAAAACACCCAACAAAAAAAUCAUAUUUAUAGAAAAGGAGAAAAGCAAAACACCAAAAAAAAAUAAAAUAAAACAGUAAAAACCUAUUGAAAUAUUUUCUCUUAUUAUAGAGUUGGAGCUACUAUAAAGUGAUGCCAAGCAAAAUGAAUAACCAUUUCAGACCCAAUUUUACCUUCAAAUGUACACAUUAGCGCCACCAACAGGUAAAGGAAACAACAAAAACAUCACACUGGAGAUGCUGCUAUAUGGAAUUUGUGCUUGACAUAGUAAGUUUUACACAGAGAGAAGCGUAUAUCUUGUUAUACAUGCAAAACAAAUGUGCUUAGCGUAAAAUCAGACGACUGUAUGAAGAGAUCUUGCACGUACUGCCUAUAGGUGGCGCCAGUGCUGCACACUUUGAAGGUGGCAACACAUCACACAUGCAAGACUACUUCUCAUUAGUCUGGUAUGUCAAAUUUAAUAUUAGUGAGUGCGUCUGUUGUCUUUAAGCACAAAAUAAAAUGCUACAUCCUGUCCGACUCCAACUAAAUGAUCUCGCUUGGCUCGUCGUCAGAUUGAAUUUUUAAAAAGCGGGAGUCCUGACGUAUAAAGAGUCCAAUGCAGUGCAUAUUUUGUUUGAAUGUCAAUGCAAAAAAAAGAAAAAAAAGACAAGUGUCUGUAGUACACCCUCACAAACGACCAAGAGAACAC